CGCCAUUCACUUCUCCCCUCUCCAGAUAGCCCAUCCUUACAACUCGACCAUUGCCUCCCCCUUUGAUCCCCGCUGCUUUUCGAACUAACACCCUUCACGGGGGCCCAUCAAUCACCACGAACGCCCCCAAUCCACCAUGGCCCAGAGCAGAGCCCCAUCGUCAGAGAUUCCCGAGGCACGGUGCGGCAAACAUCCCUUGCGGUACGAGGAGAUCAUGCGCCGUGGCACAUAUGUCAAUGCCCAAGGCCAGCUGGUCGAUUACAACUACGUUGAAACUCACUAUGAUUCGGAUGGUUUCUGCGCCGUGGAGAACUGCGCCUUCCGGAUGUACAGUGGCGUCUGGAGGUGCCAUGUCUGCCGUCGAGGCCCCAACACCGAAGGACGCUGUGACAGGAACGUGGUGAGGGAUGGCAAAGGCAGAAUUUGCAACCAUCAGUGCUGCCACCGGUGUCAGGCUUGGGAUCCCUAAGCGGACAGCCGGUGAUCAUUCCGGCGUAGUGGCUUUUUUUUUUUUUUUUUCUUUUUCGUGACUUCUGAUCUUGAUCAUCAGAUCAGGUUGGUUCUUUGGAUUGUGUAUCGAGCCGGACGAAAUUGGUCCACGAGCCUGCAAGUGUGCAAUAGAGGCCGCGACGCACGUUGUUUCAUGGAUUCGGAAUGGAAGUUCUUCUUUCCUCUUGCAAGAACUCUACUGAAGACAGCGUGAGCCACCAAUUGUCUGGGUAUAGUUC
This is a messenger RNA of Aspergillus uvarum CBS 121591, 728 nucleotides long. RefSeq lists its product as uncharacterized. The record is from RefSeq and is a predicted model, not a curated record. Lineage: Eukaryota; Fungi; Ascomycota; Eurotiomycetes; Eurotiales; Aspergillaceae. The transcript has a single exon. The coding region runs from base 137 to 469 and encodes 110 amino acids.